AGACCGACAGACCGUUAAAUGCAACUGCAUUUCUGCAAGUUACAUUAUGCAAUAAUUAUUAUUUAACGAAAAUAUACAACACGGUGACUUAUACAAUAUUAUAAUGAAUCAUGCAUGGUAUUCAAAGAAAGAUGUUACCCAGGAUCUUACGACUGCUACUGGAAAAAGCGUUUGUGAUUUAAAGGAAGAAUAUGUUGUAGAGGGGCAAAAACCUCCACCAUACCAUUUAGCUGAUGAAGUAGAAGAGGAGAUGCAAAUCUCAACAUUGGGCGGAGGACAAAAACCUUCAGGCAAUAUAGAUAUUGGCAAGCCUGAUUUAAUGGGAAUAACGCAAAUGAUAAGAAUGGUUGAUCAGUUUUACGAAAAACCUCUUAUAAAAAAUAAGCCAGACGAUGAUAAUAGACUAGUAACAAACACCGUAAUUUCCAUCAGUAAAUUAAAUCCAGAUGUAGAAGAAUUUGUGCCAAGAAAUUAUGCAAAUAAGCCUCCAAAUAAUUUAAAUGUAGUAGGUGUAAGGUGUAUACAGGAAGACAUCAUUGAGAAAAAUGAUGAAACCGUUAAAUGUGAUAAGUCUGAAAAAGGAGAAAAGACUGAAAAAAGAGUGGAACAAUUAAGAAAUCCUAAAAGUCUUAAUAAUAUUAAAGAAAUAAACAAGAUCGAUAAUUGUUACAGCAAUAGUUUAGGUCGUAUUGACGUAUCGCGACUUUCGCCAUUAGAGAUGGAAGAGAUGAGAAAAAAGUUAAAAACGAAAAUAAGCGGAACGUCAAACACAAAUUGUGUAAAAGUAAAGCGAGAACGAAAUUUAGCUAUUGCAACAUUAGUGAAGUUACAUUGUAAGCCACCAAACGCAGCCGUUUCCGGCGAAGAAAAAUUUGAAUUAAAAACUCCAGAUUACUAUCAAAAAAGUCUCGAAAAAGACUCAAAAAUAGAGUCUAUUAAAAAAUCAAACAUACUAUCUGACGCUGCUCUAGAUAAUUCUGUCGUAAUUACAAAACAACUGGAAUACAAUGAAAAUCUUGAACUCACAAUUGGUAGCAAUACUAAACAACUAUGUGCUGUGAACGAAACAAAUACAACAUUUAAAGUACUAGAUGAUGAUAAAAAUACACAAAAACGACCAUCUCAAAGUCUAACUAGUACAACAAAGGAAAAUUCCUGUGUAAUAACAAAAGAAGUAAGAGAGUCGAUUGUAAAAGUGGAAAACUGGUUCAAUAGCCCUUCGAAGAAACAGAAAGGACCUUCAUUUUAUUUAGGACCUGUAACGUUUAAAAGAAAAGUUUGCAGUAAACCGAUGUCUCCGAUUUCAAUUGGUUCUGAAAACAGCAAUGCCCAAAAGUCGGAGAUUUUUGUGCCCUCGGAGUUCGCAAAUCAACUGUCUAAAAAGUACAUGGAACGCAGUAAAGCAAGAGAAGCUGACGAACAAGAUAUAUGGAUGAAAAUAGAGUCAGAAUUAAAAGCUAAGGAUAAAAAAUAAAAAAACAAGCACACGGUAUAGUUUACUGCUAAUAAAUGAAAUAAUAUUUUUCCUUCAAUAGCGAAUCAAUGUUGCGCAAGCACCAAAGCAGAUACAGAGAAAUUGAACAUACGUAUUUUAAUGAGUGCAUUUUUCGAAAUAUCAUGAGCAAUCACAAUUUAGUUAAAUUGGACUAUUUGUAAUGAAUAUAUUAUUUUACUUUAAUGACAUUUAAUUGUAAGACUUGGAUCAGACUUGGGGAAAGAUACCGUGUCAUCCCGUGACAUGUCAAAGUAUUUUGUUGAUCCCAAGGGCUUUAUGACACUAAACAAACUCAAGACGUGUAAAGGUAUUAAGCUUGAAUAAUAAACCAUAAUUAAUGUAAAUACGAUUAUAAUAUAUUUUUUUAAUAAAUUGAAACGGCACUAUGGGAACUAAUCUUGACGUGUUUAUAAAAUUAACUUUUUACCUCCAAAAAAACCAUUCUAAAAACAAUGCUCUCGAGUCGUUGAAGCGGCCGGAAUAUUGGAGGCCUCUAGCGACGUGACGCGACCGUCGCGAAGAAAGUUAGCUGGCAAACGAGUCGUCUGAGCGAUCCUGCCGGCCUUCGAAGCGUGGAUGAGACGAAAGCGACCAGUCACCUUCCGACUUACGCAGGUAAUAUCCGGUUACGCAGGUAAUACCUGUGUAAGAUCUGCCGCGAAGCGACGACGAAGUGUGACCCGCGUUGACGCGGACAGGCAGAUCCUGAUCCGCGAGGUCGGACAGGACCUCUCCCCGAAGCAUUUGUAUCAGUGAUGCUUCGCUGUAGCCUCCUGUGAAACCGUCAUGGUCUAGAAGGAGACGGCAGAGUGGGAACGGGUAAAGGCCGAACACGAUAAUUCGCCGAGUCACGAGCGGGCGUUAUUUAUUUAUUAUAUCGACACGAUCCCGCAGAAUCUCCGAUCUGAGCCGAGGACGGCCGUCGCAGUGGUUUUAGUUUAUAAGAAUCUCACAUAAACCCGGUUCCAAAGGGAGCCUGGUACCUUAUAAAGGUUUCCAUUGCGUAAAAAAAAAAUAAUAAAAUAAAUGGAGUCUA
Molecule: messenger RNA, 2531 nt
Organism: Nymphalis io (European peacock)
Lineage: Eukaryota; Metazoa; Arthropoda; Insecta; Lepidoptera; Nymphalidae
Exons: 4
Coding region: 104-1474 (456 amino acids)
Source: RefSeq, a predicted model, not a curated record